AUGGCAGAAGUCACCACUUCGGCCUCGAAGCCGUCGCUAUCGCGCCUCAGCUCCACCUCCUCCACGCCGGUCAAGCUUCGCACCAAGAAGGUCAUCAUCAUUGGCGCGGGCGCCGGCGGCACCGCUCUCGCCGCGCGUCUCGGUCGUCGCGGCUACACCGUCACCGUUCUCGAAAAGAACACCUUCGGUGGUGGUCGUUGCUCUCUCAUCCACCACGACGGUCAUCGUUGGGACCAAGGCCCAUCGCUCUACCUCAUGCCCGAGAUCUUCGAGUCCUGCUUUCGCGAUCUCGGCGAGGACAUCCGUUCGCACAUCCGCUUGCACCAAUGCAACCCCGCCUACCGAAUCCAUUUCGCGGAUGGCGAAAAGAUGCUCCUGUCGAGCAACUUGAGUCAGAUGGGCGAGACGUUGAAUUUCUUCGAAAAGCGAGCGGGGAACAAGGCCGACCCCCUGACCAACUUCCUCACAUUCCUAAAAGAGGCGGGGGAGAACUACGAGGAGUCGAUCACACACGUCUUGACCAAAGACUGGAGUGCUUGGUGGGCGUUUUUUCGACCGGAGCUCUUUCCGAUGCUGUGGAAGACCAAAGGGUUGCGCAUCUACACGACGCUGUACGACCGCACGACCAAGUACUUCAAGUCGCGGCAUGUGAGGAGGGCGCUGACGUUUUCGGCCAUGUACAUGGGCAUGAGCCCGUUUGAUGCGCCGGCGACGUACAGUCUGUUGCAGUAUGCAGAGUACGCAAAGGGAAUCUGGUACCCUAUUGGAGGAUUCUACAAGGUCGUAGAGGCCAUGGAGACCAUUGCGCGGGACAAGUUCGGUGUGGAUUUCCGCUACGAUACCACUGUCAAACGGAUCAUUGUCGACGAGCGAAAGGGUACCACCUCUGGAGUGGAGCUCGCGUCAGGGGAAGUAUUGGAAGCAGACGUGGUGGUGAGCAACGCCGACCUCGUAUGGACGUACAACAACCUCCUACCUCCGUCGUCAUACGCACACAAGCUGAGGGGCAAAGACCAAACGUGCUCCUCCAUCUCGUUCUACUGGUCCCUCUCUUCGAUCGUCGAAGAGUUGGGUGGACACAACAUCUUCCUUGCCGACGCAUAUCAAGAAUCGUUCGACGAGAUCUUUCGCGAUGGGGAUACACCCACGGAGCCGUCGUUCUACGUCAACGUCCCCUCGCGCCUCGACCCGUCCGCUGCACCACCAGGCAAGGACACGCUAGUGAUCCUCGUCCCCUGUGGACCCAUCUCCAUUCCCGAAAAACCCUGCGCAGAUCCAUCCAAAGGCGCACGCACGCGCGAGCAGUUUGCAUCCACCAUCACCCGCGCCCGACGACAGGUCAUCGAAACGCUCUCCAAACGACUCAACCGACCCGAUUUUGAGUCGCUCAUAUCCCACGAGAUCGUCAACGACCCCUUCGACUGGGAGGACAAAUUCAACCUUUUCCGGGGUUCCAUCCUCGGUCUGUCCCACACCAUCCCCCAGGUGCUCUGGUUCCGACCGUCGAUCCAACAUGCCAAGUACAACAACUUGUUUUUUGUAGGGGCGAGUACGCAACCCGGGACGGGCGUGCCGGUUGUCGUAGCGGGCAGUGGGGUCGUGGCCGAGAGGGUGAGUGCGUUUUUGGAGGGAAGGGAGAAGGGCUGGUUGAGCUGGGAAGCUAUUCGGGGGAGCAUCUUUUUGGCCGGGUUGGCGAUGGUCGGCGUGAUGGCGGCCGGGUUUGCCGCUGGGUUUGUCGUGCUAGGGCUGGUCAUUGCGGUGGGCGUGCACGUGUUGGGCGUCGCGGAUGUGCCUGGGUUGGUCCGAGGGAAGGUCAUGCCCGAGUAG
Messenger RNA from Kalmanozyma brasiliensis GHG001, 1827 nucleotides. RefSeq names its product FAD dependent oxidoreductase. Gene Ontology annotation, molecular function: oxidoreductase activity. Gene Ontology annotation, biological process: carotenoid biosynthetic process. The coding region runs from base 1 to 1827 and encodes 608 amino acids. NCBI's taxonomy places the organism in Eukaryota, Fungi, Basidiomycota, Ustilaginomycetes, Ustilaginales. The transcript has a single exon. The record is from RefSeq and is a predicted model, not a curated record.